Molecule: messenger RNA, 495 nt
Organism: Purpureocillium takamizusanense
Lineage: Eukaryota; Fungi; Ascomycota; Sordariomycetes; Hypocreales; Ophiocordycipitaceae
Exons: 3
Coding region: 1-495 (164 amino acids)
Molecular function (GO): acetylpyruvate hydrolase activity
Source: RefSeq, a predicted model, not a curated record
AUGUCCCAAUUCAAGAGACUUGUCAGAUUUUCCUUGGGCGACAAGGUCUGCUACGGCGACCUUGUCGAAUCCAACGGCGAUGAGCACACUGUCGAGCGACUUGACGGGAGCCUCUUUGAUGACCUCGAAAGAACCGGAGACAUUGUGAAAACGAGCCAGCUCCUUUGUCCGCUGGAGCGCACACCCCUCAUCGUCUGCAUUGGGCUCAACUACAAGAAGCAUGCCCAGGAAGCCAAUCUAUCCGUGCCGACGUACCCAGUCGUAUUCACCAAGCCUGCUGAUGCUCUCGCUGGACCAGCCGACGUCAUCCGUACACAUCCCGAUGCGCGCCCCAUGCUCGAUUUCGAGGGCGAGCUGGCCAUUGUCAUAGGGAAAGACGCCAAGGACGUAGCGGAAGAGAACGCGCUGGACUACGUUCUCGGAUUUUCGGCUUCAAACGACGUCUCGGCGCGAAACUUUCAGCUCCCCGAGGCGUCGGGUGGGCAGUUUUGUUAA